Molecule: messenger RNA, 2707 nt
Organism: Bolinopsis microptera
Lineage: Eukaryota; Metazoa; Ctenophora; Tentaculata; Lobata; Bolinopsidae
Product: conserved oligomeric Golgi complex subunit 2-like
Exons: 17
Coding region: 259-2304 (681 amino acids)
Biological process (GO): protein transport; Golgi organization; intra-Golgi vesicle-mediated transport
Cellular component (GO): membrane; COG complex
Source: RefSeq, a predicted model, not a curated record
AGCUUCAUGUACUGAUAAGAGGUAGAUACAAGAGAUAAGACACACAGUACACUGCAUGCUCUGAGCUAUAGUUUACAAGUUUACAAGUUCCUACAAGACGUGUGCUGAUAACACAGAGCGUAGUGAGUUUCAGCAGCUAAACUACAAAGUGUAAACUACACAGUGUAACCAUAGUAACCAGUGUAAACUACACAGUGUAACCAUAGUAACCAGUGUAAACUACACAGUGUAACCAUAGUAACCAGUGUAACACGGACAAUGUCCCUGAUAGAGACUGAAACUGUAGAGUCCCCCAGACUCCUCCUGUCUAAGUUAAAGAGAGAGAGACCUGUCUGCUUUAGACCCGAGGAGUUUUUUGAGGAUAAUUUCGAUGUGGACACGUUUCUAGCUUUAAACAGGAAGAGUUUCACUUUAGAGAGUCUGAAGAAAGAUCUGGAGAAUUACUCUACAACUAUACAAAACUCACUUGUCGAGCUCAUCAACAGAGACUAUGCAGAUUUCGUGAACCUGUCUACAAACUUAGUAGGAGUGGAUCAGACUAUACUAAAAUUAGAAGCGCCUCUAAUAGAUAUACACGCAGAUAUCAACAUAAUAUCACAGUCUAUAGAUAGUGAAGUGCAGCUUAUAGCUGAGAAACUACAACUCAGAUCUCAAAUAAGAAACAAAGAGGAGAUACUGCACGGGUUGAUGAAUAUUGAAAAGUUGACUAAUAAGAUAGAACAACUAAUCGACAAUCAGACUGAAGGAAAAGAGAGUUUGUUUGAGCGCGUGGCCAGUGAGUACAGUCAGCUCCAGUUCUAUGUUAACAAAAACGAGAAUCUACCUUUUGUCCAGAAUAUGAGACCGAGGAUAAAGAGAAUAAGUGACUAUUUGGAAGGUGGGCUUCACAAAUCAUUUAAAUCUGGGCUAAAGAACAACGACAAGAAUUCAGUUACACAGUGUUUGAGAAUAUUCACUACUUUAGGGAGAGUAGAUCAAUCUGAGCAGCUUUUUGCUGAUGCUAUCAUUGCACCAAUAAUCGAAGAGAUAGUAUGUAAACAGAAUUUGAGUGAGAGUGGCUUGGAAGGAAUGUACUGUCAAAUUCUAGAUGCCUUACCCGCUGCCACUGCUUUAGUUUUAUCUCUCACAUCCCCUAGAAAGGACAACGAACUCAGGUCUUUUGACUUCAUGAGUAACGCCACAUUUCCUACGAUAGUGAGCAAGAUUUGCACUAAUACUCCCGCUCUUUUCGCUGCUGGGGAUCCCAAACAGUUUCAGAAGUCGUACAAGGAGACGAUGAAGUUUAUAAGUGGAUUUGAGAAGUUGUGUCAGUACAAGGAGAGAGUUGCUAACCUCCGACAACACCCUUCUUACAAGAACUUCAUCUCUAAGUGGAGUCUUCCUAUCUACUUCCAGAUCAGGUUACAAGAGAUUGCGGGUUCCUUUGAACACCAGUUACUCUCGCCCUUCACCUUCAACACGGACAGACAGUCAGAAACAAGUACUUCCCAGACAGGUGUGAAAUACGCGUUACCUGUAUCCGUCAUGUUGGAGCUGUGUAUAAACCGUUGCUGGGAGGAAGACGUUCUACUUAAACCUCUUACUCACAGAUUCUUCAAACUUACUCUUCAGUUGUUGCGAAGGUAUGCUGUGUGGUUAUCAGAGAUCCCCACCAGUUCCGAAGAGUUGAUAGUAUCUGAUAUUUGUAAAGCUGUGCACGAUUCUUAUCUCAUUGUGGACCAGGUGCCAAAUUUUGUGAAGAAGCUCACAUCUGACAAAAUACCAGUGUUCGAUCAGACGGAGAUAUUGUCAAUAUCCUGCAAAGACAUACUAGACAGUAUCCCGGUGUUGGCUGAUUACGUCAUCAAUGACGUCAUCAAGCACUGUGAGAAGGCUCUGGAACAGACCCAAGCUGUACCGAGAUUGUUCAGGCGGACUAAUAGGGAGAUGCCGACAGAGCCACUAGGAUACGUGUCCCAGUUGAUAGGACCGAUAGAGACGGAUAUAUACAACUCUGUGCUACCUGACAUAGUCAGACAAGAGUGGUGCUCCAAAACAGCUCACCAACUUGUUACCAGAUAUAGUGAGACAGUGGCUGAGAUCCUUAUCUCCCUCCGCAAGACAGAAGACAGUUUGGCCAUGUUGAAACGAGGUCGGAAGUCAGCAGCCCAGACCGCGAGCACGACUAACUCCUGUACUGACGAAGAUAAGAUCAGAGCGCAGUUGAAACUUGAUGUUACCGAACUAGGGGCCAAGUUAGACAUAAUGGGUAUUCCUAAAGGAGAGGAAUUCGAGAAACUACAGAACUUGGUUGCUAAGCGUUAGAACUUAGUUGCUCAGAGUUAGAACUUGGUUGCUCAGAAGUUAACAGAUUUAAAAACAGUCCUACAGGGUUUUCUUGUGCAUGUUUUAUUUUUAACAGAAGAUAAGAGAUAAUAAUGUAUCUUGACAAUUAACUGAGAUAGUUUUUCAACAAAAUACUAUACAAACUUAAAGCUGCUGUUUAUUAUUUUAUUAUUUCAUUCUUUGAAUCCCAAAACAAUAUUGAAUUUGUAUACGUCCGAAGUGUACCUAUUAUUUUAGAAGGAGUGACAUUAACUUAUUCAGAGUUCUUAUUAGAAUGGGUUUGCGCUUUCUGUGUUAAAUUAUUGAUAAGUUGUAUAACAUUAGUAUUAAUUAGUUGUAUAAUUAGUAUUGUUUGAUAAGAUCGAGAUACUCGAGUUUAUUA